Lachancea fermentati is the source of this 1173-nucleotide messenger RNA. The record is from the annotation of a GenBank genome assembly. NCBI's taxonomy places the organism in Eukaryota, Fungi, Ascomycota, Saccharomycetes, Saccharomycetales, Saccharomycetaceae.
AUGUUUUCAAGAGAAUUACAGGUAGUUGUUGCCUGCUUGGGUUCAAGGUUUGGGGUUUCUCUGGUUUUUCCGCUUCUACAGCAGCAGCUGGACAAAUCCGUGGAGUUUUCAACCCCCGUGACGUCCUACAGAAGCUUGGAAGAAGGUGUGUUUCUUCUGCGAAAUGACUUCCCGGUGUAUAGUGGGGGAGUGGUUCAUCACGCACCACUUUUGGUAGUUUUGAUGUCUGCUUUGGGUAAUAGCGCACUUACUUCACUGUUAUACGCCUGUGCAGAUGCACUCAUCGCGUAUCAGUUGAUAGCAAUGACGAGAUGUUUCCCAAAAUCAAAGAUCCCAGCUUGGGUUCCAGGAGCAUUAUAUGUGAUAAAUCCGUUAGUGCUUCUCUCUUCUGUUUCAAAAUCUUCCGUGGUGUUUACAAAUCUGGCCAUUACCACCGCACUAUUGAGUGCCAUGCAGAAAAGAACGCUGGUAGCAGCAGCAGCGAUUGCAAUGGCGGGCUAUUUAUCGCUGUAUCCACUUCUGCUCUUGGUUCCCAUUUUCUCCUUGCUUCCGCAAGAAAAGCUGAAGGUGACUUUCAUUUGUCUAAUCGUUUUAUCGGGCUUGUUACUUUCCAGCUACAAAAUCAACAAUGAUGAUUGGAACUACCUUUUCUCUACUUACGGUGUGAUAAGUACGUUCAGUAAGAUCAUUCCUAACCUCGGGCUAUGGUGGUACUUCUUCGUCGAGCUGUUCGAAAUGUUUAUCCCUUUUUUCAAGGCCGUGUUCAAUUUGUUUGUGGUGUCUUGCAUAAUACCAUUUUCGCUUCGCUUCCACGAUCAGCCUUUUUACGCAUUCGUACUGUGUCUCGGGUGGAUUACGUUGACAAAGUCGUACCCUACUCUUGGUGACGGCGGCUUUCUAUUGAGUUUUGUGCCGUUCUUUCAACCGCUGUAUGGCUACUUCAGAUAUUCAGUCAUUUCGACAUUACUUUUCAUUCACGUCAUUGUUCUCUCCCCCAUUUUCUAUCAUUUAUGGGUGGACUUGGGAUCGGGGAACAGCAAUUUCUUCUAUGCGAUCUCUCUUGUUUACGCAUUAGCAGUUUCAACAGUGCUAGUUGAUUUGGUGUGGGCCAUGUUGAGGAUAGAAUACGACAAUGGAACACCAAACCUAAAUCUAAAACUGACCUCAAUCUAA